This is a messenger RNA of Cynara cardunculus var. scolymus (artichoke), 1207 nucleotides long. RefSeq lists its product as uncharacterized. The transcript is spliced from 5 exons. Bases 169 to 1077 code for a protein of 302 amino acids. NCBI's taxonomy places the organism in Eukaryota, Viridiplantae, Streptophyta, Magnoliopsida, Asterales, Asteraceae. The record is from RefSeq and is a predicted model, not a curated record.
CUCUGUUUCGGUAAACUCCAUCAACUCCCAACAAAACACAGAUUUCAUCGUUUGAUUUUAAUGAUCUUCUAGGUACUUGCAUUAAUCAUUAUAGCUUAUUUAACCACCUUUUUUUACAUCAAAGAGAGCAAAUUGGAUCCAGUAUUUGAUCAAAGAUUUGAUCUUUCGAUGUCCGCCUACCGCCAUGGGACGGAAACGGAGCAUUCUGCAAGUGGAGAAGAAUCGGAUAAUGGAAGCGAAUUUCGAAUGGAAUCUGUGAUGUAUGUGUCUUCAGCUGCUGCAACGAUCUUUAUUGUUGGGCUUCUAGUAGCUGGGGUUUUAUUGCUGGCUUUGCUAAUUGCAUUGAUCGUAAUGUUACAAUCUUGCCAAACUCGGAAUUCCGGGGCUCUUGAAAUGUCGAAAUCUAUAGAUCAAUCUUAUGAUUAUUGUAGAACGGCCACUCUACACGCAGAGCUUAAUAGCUUCGAAUUAUAUUCUUUGCCUGAGUUUUGCACGGAUUUGGCUGUCCACUACAUAAAAGAUGGUCGUUAUACGAGCGAUUUGAGUUAUAUGGUGUCGAUUGUUGAGGAUUACUUCAAGAAUGUGACACCGGUCGUUGGUGGUCGGGAUGUGGUGUUGAUGGAUUUAGAUGACUUACUCCCGUCAGAUUCUUUCUAUACUAACCCAAUGUUUUAUCGAUUCCAUCAUGAUGGUUACGAUGAUGGUGAUAAAGAGGCGAAACAUGUGUUCUUGCUGGAAAUAUACACGAAGCUUCGGUCUGGUGGAUGGCCAUUGGUUUUAUUGUCAAGGGAGCCCGAGAAACAACAACCCAUGAUCGUUGACAAGCUUAUAGCAGCUCGAUUUGAAGGUUGGUCGAAAUUGAUUAUGAGAUCGGAUGAGGAGAUGAAAAUAGAUACCCGCAAAUAUUUCUUCAAACAAAAGGCGAUCAUGCAAGCAAAGGGUUACCAUAUCAGGGCGGUGAUCAGUAGCCGUAUGGAUGCUUUAGUUGGCCCGUUUAUUGGAACACGGGUCUUCAAACUCCCGAAUCCUUCUACACAACCAUUAUCAAUGAUCGAUACACAAGAAGCAGAAAGGUAGCGUUCUGCUUUUCGUGCACGAAAGGACACUACGUGUGUCUCUGGUUAUUGGUCGAUUUCUAUUUUCAGCACCAUUGUUAAGUUUAUGAACUUGAAACAUACCAUUUUAGGAAAGAUUUGAAGAACUUGUA